AUGGAGGAUCCCUGGGCUGAAAUUGGCGCGGGCGCAUCGCAGAUCGGUUCGUCUUCACAAGGCGAUGAUGGUACAGGGCCUGGCGGAACGUCUGCACCGUCAACAUCGACGACGGCAGCGUCUGGUAGGCCCUCGCGCCUGACGCCUCGUCGCCUCGUCGCGCAACCUACACGCCUUCAAGCCGUUGAAGAUGAUCCCCUGGGACCUCUAGGCGCCAGCACUACAGGCGCCGAUGGCUCGCUCCCACCGCUGGCUCCGCCCGUCCCGCCCGUCAAGGAACAGCUGCCCCUGCGGACGACGAUGCCCGCCGGUGCCGGUGCCGCCGCGAAGAGAUCCAGCCCGCCCGAUCCUCACCGCAUAGAUGACGACGACGGCUUUGAUCAGCAGUCCGCCGGCCCGAGGCAGCCGCCGCCCGUCCAAGCAGCCCAACCCAGCCCCAUCCGCAGCACGAUGCAGCCAAGCGUUAGCCUUGAGCAGGCUGCCAAGCCGAGCUUUCAGAUUAGUGUUGGAGACCCCCACAAAGUCGGCGACUUGACAAGCAGUCACAUCGUCUACUCGGUCAGGACAAAGACUACCUCGAAGGCAUACAAGCAAGGCGAAUUUGAGGUCAAGAGGAGAUACCGCGAUUUCUUAUGGCUCUACAACACUCUACACGCCAACAACCCCGGGGUGGUGGUGCCGCCGCCGCCUGAGAAGCAGGCGGUGGGCCGGUUCGAGAGCAAUUUCGUCGAAGCCCGGCGCGCAGCCCUCGAGAAGAUGCUCAACAAGACGGCGGCACAUCCGACGCUGCAGCAUGAUGCAGACCUCAAACUUUUCUUGGAAAGCGAAGCGUUCAACAUCGACGUCAAGCACAAGGAAAGAAAGGAGCCUAGCCUCGGCGAGAGCAAGAGCAUGCUCAGCUCGUUUGGCAUCAAUGUUGGAAGCACGAACAAGUUCGUAGAGCAGGAUGAUUGGUUCCACGAGCGCAAGGUCUACCUAGACGCGCUAGAAAACCAACUCAAGGCACUUCUCAAGGCCAUUGAUGGUAUGGUGGUUCAGCGCAAGGCCAUGGCAGAAGCAGCAGGCGACUUCUCGGCUUCGUUGCACGCGCUAUCGACGGUAGAGCUCUCUCCGACCCUAUCGGGGCCGCUGGACGCGCUCUCGGAUCUUCAAAUCAUGAUCCGCGACGUUUAUGAUCGCCAAGCGCAGCAGGACGUGCUCACCUUCGGUAUUAUUAUCGAGGAGUAUAUCCGACUGAUUGGAAGCGUCAAGCAAGCGUUUACGCAGCGCCAAAAGGCCUUUUACAGCUGGCAUACGGCCGAGUCAGAGCUCCAGAAGCGUAAGGCAUCCCAGGACAAGCUCCUUCGCCAAGGAAAGAGCCAGCAGGAUCGACUCAAUCAGGUCAGCGCCGAGGUGGCAGACGCGGAACGGAAAGUGCACCAGGCGCGUUUGUUGUUUGAGGACAUGGGCCGGCUGAUGCGGUCCGAGCUGGAUCGGUUUGAGAGAGAGAAGGUCGAGGAUUUCAAAUCAGGCGUUGAAACAUUUUUGGAGGGGGCUGUUGAGGCACAGAAGGAGCUAAUUGAGAAGUGGGAGACGUUCCUUAUGCAAUUGGAUGCGGAAGACGACGAAACCGUUUUCUAUCGACCUCCUGUGAUCCAGACGAAUAAGCCUGCUGGAGACACGGCGGUUGAUCGGGCCCGGGCCAGGAUUGACGAAGACUCAGAUUAG
Molecule: messenger RNA, 1707 nt
Organism: Lasiosphaeria miniovina
Lineage: Eukaryota; Fungi; Ascomycota; Sordariomycetes; Sordariales; Lasiosphaeriaceae
Product: Vps5 C terminal like-domain-containing protein
Exons: 4
Coding region: 1-1707 (568 amino acids)
Biological process (GO): protein retention in Golgi apparatus; retrograde transport, endosome to Golgi
Cellular component (GO): endosome
Molecular function (GO): phosphatidylinositol binding
Source: RefSeq, a predicted model, not a curated record